CGCGACAUAGAGUAUACCGGAACCACUGAAACUACGUACGACGUGAGAGGGCGAGAAGUCCUCUAAAAUCCAGCGAUUCAUUUGUUGUGGAUAGAUUUAAGAAUUCAGGUGGGCCAAACAGGAUUGCAUUAAAUGAUUUUUUUUAAAUUUGAAUACAUGUGUAAUAUUAAUUAUAACAAAGCGAUGCUGCAGCUUAAUUUUUUUUUUGGUUGAGAUUUACAGACGAACAAUGGCAUUGAAUUGUAUACAACCCGGUGUACGUGACUACUUUACAAUCACCACGACUUCUAUUCUCGACUGAAGUCCAAUCAAUGUGAAUCAAUGUCAAUGAUUUGUUUAUUUAUAUAGCCUAAACUAAUGAUUUAAAUAAGGAAGUAGUUAAAUGGGUACAUGACCGUAGAUUAGGUCCUGUUAAUAUUAAAUUUGUGCUUUCUUAACUCUAAAAAAAAAACAAUUCACAAUUUGUCAUGACUGUCCUUGGGCCUUGUUCUUGUUAUUUUAAAUUAAAAUUUAAAAAAAUUAGGCUAAUAGUGUAAAUCUAAUUCUAAAUCUAGGCCUAAAUCAAAUUUCUGACUAGUGUAACCAAGCCCUAAGCCUGCCUACUUGCUCUUUACUUAAUAAGACUUAACUCUUUAUUUGGUAAUCUACCACUUGAGCAUCGGCCAAGAAAAAAUCCAGCUGUUCUGGUUGGAAGGGCUAUUUUAAUGUUUGAAAAUGGAAUUAUGCAUAGUUCCCCCACAAGGCGACAAUGAAGUUUUAAAAAAUAUAAGUUCCACGAAAUCGGUUGUGGUACAUGAAUUCACGUAUAUAUGAAGGGGAAAGAAUCACGGCUUGUGCCAAACUGUCUUUUCAGUUUACGCUUUUUGAGCAUCCACGUUUUCCACAUUCUGUGUGUGAAAAUCCGUGUCAUCUUGAUUAAAAAAAAUAAUAAUUUUGUUAAUGCACCAUCUUAGAUGCUGAAUAAGGGAUCUGACAAAUUCAGCAGUUGUGUGGACAGCCCCCAUUCUUCAUUUCGUAUCUGAUCUGUAUCAAACAUUUCGGACAUCGGCACUUUUGUAGUCUCUUUUUCUUCCUGGCAUAUCGGUAGCUUGGCAGUAAUAAUUAUUUAAAUGUAUUAUUAUUGUGCUAUAUAACUUAAUAGCCUAAAGGGAAGCAAAAAUAUUAACGAACUCCAAUGUAAGAAUAGUUGUUUAAAUAGCCCUUGCAAACGAAACAACUUGAUUUUUUCUUGGCCGACGCUCAAGUGGUAGAUUACCCUUUAUUUUAUUAUGGUUCCAUCCCAUGCCCAUACUGGCCAUACUAUAAUAAUACUAUUUAAUGAUAAUGGCAUUCACUGAAUGAUUAAGCUAUGUAAAAUAUAAACAGACUUUGGGUACCGAUGCAGUCAGCAGGGGCAGGAUGUGGGUGACACCUUGAUUCACUUAGUACUUAGUCACCACUCGUCCAUCCUCACCUUACUUUUGACCUCUUGCUAAGUAUAAGUAUAGUCAGAGUAUGGUUUGAUUUUGGGUAAGCGGUAAGGCUGACGAUGUGUUCCACGGCCACGGUUUAUAGAUCACGGAGGUUCGUCCACUUCCGUUUACAGCGCUGUACUAAAAAGAUUUUGAUGUUUGUAUUCACAUAAUGCACGUUAUUGUUUUCUUAUUUAUUUUUUUUUAAAUUGGGGAGGGGUCCAGAGGAUUUCUUUGUUUCUUAUUUUGGUAUUUAAAGUGGGGGAAGGGGAUCUCCUUCCCCAUCCCUCAAAAGAUCAUUCCAAAUGCAAUGAAAGCAGCAGUCUCCCUUUUGUUACCGAAGGUUCAACAUACAGGUAUUUUGAUUUUCAACGAAUGACUAAUCAAAAUACAGCACUUUUGGCGCAUCUUUUUUUCCACCUGUGUUGGGUCUGGGGGUAUCAGCAAGGAUGUUUUUAUUUUUUCCUUUCUUUUGAAACGUGUGAAUUUCAAUACAAAUUAAUGCAAAGUUUCAUUAUAAUAAUAAUAUACUCAUAUUAAUCAUAUCACUUAUGACGCAAGUAAAGAACAGGAGUGUUAUCACACACCUCGUUCAAGACCUACAAUUAAUUGGUCUAUUCAACUGAAGUCCAGUGUUGAGAUUCCCCAAAGUGAAAGUGACAUCACUGUGCUUAGGGUGAGACAACUCUCAGCAAAACCCUUACCGUUACCCCAAAAUUUACAGUAGAGUACAAUAUAAAUAUUGAAGUGUCUACAUGUCCGGCGCGCCGGACAAAUAGUACGCGAGAUAUACGCCCGGCGGCAUGUCACGUGACCGCCGAACGGCUAGUAGUUGUUAUUAUUCCGAAAUACAAUUUGGGAGAUGUUGUGUGGUCUUGUGGUAGAGUGGUCGCUUGGCGUUAUUAUGAUUUGAGGAUCAAUACCUGGUGCAGGAUCUUUUUUUUCCCCCAUUUUAAUUAAAAAUAUUUUAUACUAUAUUUAUAUUAUCAUGUUCGUUCAUCAGCAACAGUAGUUUCUUGAGAAAUUUUAAAAUAUUUUGUAGCAAUUUAAACAAUUUAAAAUGAAAUCUUUUACUUUUAUUGGUGCUCCUACUCUAAACUGGCCCCUAAUUUAUUUUAUGGAUUACUGAUACACAAACUCAAAUAAAUAACAAACUAAACAAAAAUGUUUACAAGCCACUUUCACUUCAGUUUUUUUCUACUAUUUGCAUUCAAGAUACUCAGUACAUUACUUGGUAGAGAAAUAGAUUUUAAAAUUAACUAUAGUUUUGAAUCAUUCGCAGUCACGUGACAAGGCUGACCAACGAGACAUCUCUCGCCACUUUGUUACGGCGGUCAUGUGACUUAGUCGCCGGACAAAGAUAUGCGGGAGAUAUACGUCCGGCGCGCCGGACGUGUAGGCACUGCCUAUAAAUAUUAGUAUACUGACUAUAUUAUUGUCUAUAUUAUUAGCCUAAUAAUAAUAAUAGUUUUAUAAUAGUAGGAUUAAUCCAUAUAACUUAUAAAUAAUGAUUCAUUAUAUAAUAAAUAUGGGCCUACCAAAUUUUUAUUUUAUUAGUUCUCUUUCUUUCAUUAUAUUUUGUUUUAAAUUUAUGUAAUUAGAAGUGUACCGGUACUGAAUAAUAAGACUUAAGUCACUUGUUAAAGUGUUGGCUUAUUUCCAAUAGUAAGAAUUGGCUAUUUAAAAGUAUUUAGCUUUAUGUCUUCCAUUGUUGAUUGAUGGUUUUUGAAAGUGGUACAUGUUCAUAAAUUUCUAUGUAUGGCUGAACUGGGCUGCCAUUUUCUUUCCCUUUUGGUACUAGGUCAAGGCAUUUAUUUAUAUUGAGGAAUAUUCAUAUCAUCAUCUUAGACAUCUGUUAGUUCCGAUUCCUUCACUUAUUAAAUGUGUGUUAUCAUCAUUAUUCAGAUCUAGUGUCCAUUUGAGCAUGUGCCCUUCGGCCUAAAUGUGUGUUAAAUCGGAGCUCAGCAACCUUUUUUCCCCAUGGGCCACAUCCCCAGCAUACCUCAAGUAAAAUUAAAACCAUGCAAAAAAUAUUCUUAACAUAACAUAGUUAACAUUCAUAAAGGCGUUUAAUGCUAAAAGGUAUAAUGUUCCAGUGUAUUGCUCUCUGUUAAUUGUCUGUAUUUGACAUUUUCUGUCAACCCAGAGUUUGACAGCUUGUAUUACUUGUAAACACUGUCUCCUUUGCCUUUGUAGCAGUACAGUUUAUAGAUGUAAUUACAUAUACCUUCUGCUUUUCCUCCUCUUGGGAGAAUUUUUGCACCUGGCAUCAACUCACAGUACACCUGUUCCAGAGCCCUGAAUUAAAUUAAAUUACAUUGGCAUGUUGUUGAAUGAAUUAGCUGCAUGAGAGCCACCUUCUGAUUCCCCUGUCAGUUAUCAAUUGAGUGGAACAGGUGAACUUAACCGGCAAAAUAUCACUAUGGCCUGUUCGUUCAGUGGAAAAAAAAAAAGAUCAAAUUUAUCAUUUAGAAUAACUGAAAAUGCUGUAAUUCAAAGUAAAACAAAAACAUGAAUGCUGAAUUCGAAGUGCUAGUCAUCUUUACAGAAAACAUAGCUUUUGUGAAAAAGUGUUCUUAUUAUACCAGGACUCGGUUCUUUUCAUUGACAGGAUCCAGGUAUUUCCGGGUGUGUGAUACUCAGAAUUUCUUAGUGAACACCAGAUCAGCUCUCAUUCAUUGUUCUAUGAACUGGGAGCAAUAUUCUAUAAAAUGUUUUAAUUACCAAGUACAUGUUUCUUUCCAUUUUUUAGCAUGAGCAACCAUUUACUUCGCGCAGGCCUUCGAGCUGCAGUUGUUCCCCAGCGUAUGAUUAGCUCAUCUGCUGUUUAUUCCAAGAAUAUAGUUUUAGAUCAAAAACUUAGAGAUGAAAUUCAUCCAAAAAUAGGUAGGCACUUGUUUUUACAUGCAUAAAAUGUUCCUGUUUUAUACUUUUUCUUUUGACUAAUAAAAAUCUUAAGCUAUCAGAUUUUAUUAAGGGCUCUUCCAGAAAUUGCUGAAGUCAACUAUUUUGUAUUAAUUAUUUUUGACUACAAAUAGUAUUUCUUUGGUCUCAAAAGGAUAUUUAAUUUUACCAUUUUGUAAACAUCAGAUAUUUUCAAAUAAUUAUUGGUUUCAGCACAAAUAAUAUUCUUCUAAGAUUUCCUUAUUCCAAAAAAGUUAAACUAUGAAAUGAAAAACAUCAAAGCCUUCAUCAAACAGAUAUAUUUCAUUCAAAUGAAAUCAUUAUGUUUAAUCCUUAAUGUGAGGAGCAGUAUUUUGUUCAACUUAAGAUGUGAGUUUUAAAUAAAUCUUCGCUCAAAGUUAUUACACCAGAUGAAGGUUCUUGGAUUUAUAUCUAUUUUUGUCAGGUAUCAAUCCCAAAAACCUCAGAACAAAAUAUAUCAUUCUUUAGAGCUCUUGUAUGUAUGCAUUUUAAAUUUUAAGUUUAAGAACUAAAAGAAGGAUGAAUAUUUUAUUUGGUCAAGUCAUUAUAAAUUAAAUGUUGCAUGAUUUUACUGUUUCUUUACAUUGGCUGAUUCUUUAGUUACUUUUUUUUAUUUAUGUCAGGUAACAGAGAAAUUGUUGGGUUUGGUAUCAAUGGCAUGGCAACAUAUGUGGACAGGUGUGAAUUUCCUUGCCCAGCAAUCAGAUUUAAGGAGGACACUCCAGAUGUUAUAAAACUCAGAGAGUUAGAGAAAGGAGACUGGAAAAAACUGAAAUUGGAGGAUAAAAAAGCAUGUCAGUAUACGAAGGACACAACCCCCCCUCCCCCUAUUUACUUUAUCUAAUUGUUUUAAUAUACAUUAGAGAGUUAACUAAUAUUGAUAAGUCCAUUACUCGAGGUUGAUGUGAACUUUUAUAAGUAUUUUUAUCUGUUUGUACUGUCCAGUAUACAGAGCCAGCUUUUGCCAAACUUUCAGCGAGAUCAAUGCCCCCACUGGAGACUGGAAAAGUUUGGUUUCUACAGUUAUUUUCGGUCUUGCAGCUACAGGCUGGAUUAUGUUUUUCGUAAGGAAAUUUGGUGAGCACGUCAUGAAUAUUAUUAAAUGUGUUGCUUUGAAAUAAAUAAUUAGACAUGUUAAAUAGUAAGAUGUACAGAGUAGAACUAUAGGCUUAAUAUAUAGAUGUGAUGAGUUAUAAAAUAUCAAAAUAUAGCAUAUCAUCCUUUUGAAAAUUUCUCUUUGGUUUGGAAAUAUUUUAAAUUAAUUUCUCUUUUGUUUUUGGGUUCAAUCGUGCAUAGUUUUAAAAAAAUUAUGCUUCUCAUGUUUUGCAUGUAAAUAUCCUUGCAUUAUUUUAUUGUACAAAGUAUUGUACGGUUUUAAUUAAAUUUUAAAAUUAUUUUCCAGUGUACCCACCACCAGCCAAAUCACUUACCAUUGAGUGGCAAGAAGCUUCACUCCAGAGAAUGUUGGACCAAGGACAGGGAAUUGUUUCAGGUGUCUCCUCUAAAUGGGAUUACGAUAAGCUAGAGUGGAAGAAAUAAACCACUUGUUCUUACAGACUAAAAUGGGUGAUAUGUCAACCAAGUGUCACAUUCAACAGUUUCUGAAUAUUACAAUUGCUGGAGGUUUUCAGUGUUUUGUUUUUUUCUAUUUAUUUAUGACAAAGAGUAGUAGUUGCUGUUAACUGAUGCAUGGGAAAUUAGAGUGAUUUUUCUUGUUGGUGGUCAUGUUUUAGACCUUCAGUUAUCUUUUGAAUAAGAUGUAGUUUUAAAAAAAAACUAGCUAAUCAAUCAUCUUGUUAUUUCAGCAAAUUAAACAUAUCCUUUUUUCCAAUCCGUUUUAAUUUUUGAACGGGAAGUCUUAGCAUUAUGUGUCAGGUUUAUUAUUUCUAUGUGAUUGCAUAGAGCCACAUAGGUUUUUGUUUGACUAUCACAAUAAGUUCAUCACUUAAUUUUUACCAGCCUCAGCUUAAAGUAAAAUUGGCAUCUUCUAAACAUUUCCCACAACUCAAAAGUAAUGGGUCCUACUUACAGUUUACAGUUAAUGUUGAAUAAUGUGCUUUCAUAGGGUUGACAGGUGAUAACUAUGCACUCAAGACAUUUGGUGGGACAUUUCAUUAUCAAAAAUGCCAUUACUAGUAAUACUAGUGAAUUUAAAUAAAUAAACUUUGUGUUAACAAAAUUA
This is a messenger RNA of Lymnaea stagnalis (great pond snail), 6558 nucleotides long. The record is from the annotation of a GenBank genome assembly. Lineage: Eukaryota; Metazoa; Mollusca; Gastropoda; Lymnaeidae.